This is a messenger RNA of Ascochyta rabiei, 1608 nucleotides long. RefSeq lists its product as uncharacterized. The transcript is spliced from 2 exons. The record is from RefSeq and is a predicted model, not a curated record. The coding region runs from base 1 to 1608 and encodes 535 amino acids. Gene Ontology annotation, biological process: cell division. Gene Ontology annotation, cellular component: plasma membrane. NCBI's taxonomy places the organism in Eukaryota, Fungi, Ascomycota, Dothideomycetes, Pleosporales, Didymellaceae.
AUGAGCGGUCACGGCGAUCCCAGGCUUCUUUACACAAUUGGAGGCAUCAAAGCCUACCACAUCCAGCAGGGUGAAGAGAGUUCCCUCACACCUACAGGACCACAGACGCUCUCGCUGCUCAUGGUCCCCACGAACUCGCCCUUCGCCGACCUCAGCAACACACGGCCGCAAAGCGAAGCGCCAGAAGAAGAUUUCUACCUGCACCUCAACCUGCCGCCCGAACUCGACUUGCCUCUCCCUGCUACGACUCAGAUCUACCACCAGCCGCCGCACAGCUACCUUAUCCCACGAUGGGACCUGGGCCCAGAGAGCGGGGCGUUUACAAGGAUUGAGUUCCCCGCGAUUGGCAAGGGCCCUGGCUCCGUCACCCAGGAGGACAUUGACACCUUCGAGACUAUCUUGGCGCAAUGCACUGCUUUCCUUGAGCGUGCGCAGAACCCUUAUUCUUCGGAGAAGGGCAAGGGCGGCCACAAGGCCUACAACCCCCAGGACUAUGCGCCUGGUCAAGCCUACGCAGGUGCAGGCGUAGGUGCAGGCGCAGCAGGGUCUAGCAAGCAGCAGCAGCAUGGCGAGAUUGUGCUGAUUGACGAGGAAAACGGCAGCGUAGUAGGUGAAUUGGCUCAAGGCGCUCAGAUUGUCGAAGACCCCAGACUGCAGGCUGGGUCGAAGAAUCCCGUCGAAAUCGUCGUCUCCCCAGAUGGCAAGCGCAUCGAAGUAAAGCCCCUCUCCGAAGACUACCUCUCCAUGGCUCGCCAUCCUGCGUAUAAGAACUCGACGCUGGUACAGAACUCCGCCGCCGCCUCACGACUUAUCGUCACCGGUUCCAGCUAUCUUAGCAACAUGAUGGUCUCCGGUGCUGAAGGCUUCAUCAACAAGACCAAGCCGAACGAGAAGCCCAUGGUCUUCCAGCCUGCGACUCACGACCGCGUCCGCAAGAUCAACACAAUGACCACAGGCGUAGCCGGCUUCACCGGCAAGACUGUCGGUAUGAUCGGCAAGCAUGCCCAGAACUUCGCCGCUGGCCUCGCCGGCCACAAAAACACACAGCACAAGAGCUUGAACCCAGACGGUACACUCAACGAGAACUACAAGCCUGGUUUGUUGAACAAAUCCCUCAUUGCAUGGUCGACCAUUGGCGACGGUCUUGCCCAUUCGGGCAAACAGAUUCUCACCUCUGGUGGCGCUGCAGCAAGUGCGGCAGUUGGCCACAAAUGGGGUUCGGAAGCUGGCAGUAUUACCGGAGAGCUCGCUGGUGGCGUCAAGAACGUUGGACUUGUGUAUAUUGAUGUCACAGGUGUUACACGUCGCGGUAUCAUCAAAAGCGUCGCUAAGGGUAUGGUUAUUGGCAAGGUCAAGAACAAGAAGGGCGAAGAGCAGACUGUUAUGGUUGGUGGCGGAGACGGUGGCAUCAUCACACCCGGUACUGCUGCUAAGAUGGAUCCUAUGGCAAACGCCAGUAACACCGGGUUGCCAUCCAACGUAUCAAGCAACCAACCUGGCGGCCAGGUUAGCUUUGGUAACCAGCCGCCGCCGAGCUACAGGACGGGUGUUGGUGAGAGCCUGGAGGGCCAGCCUGCCUAUCAAGGGUACCCGAACGAGAAGAGGUAG